AAGUUUCUCCAGUGCCUACUAAGUUACAGGAACUCUCUAAUUGCCUCCUUAUCAUUCCAUCAUCCGUGUCCCUGCAUUGAUAGACAUUAAAAUAAAUGAGGGUGGGGGUGGGAACCAAAUUUGAGGUCCUGAGCAGCCAGGCUGGCAGCAGAGGAGACAAACUGACCCCAAGAACACAGACUUGGGGUGGGGAUUUUGCAGUGGAAGGAGGACAGAAACAAAGGAUUGAUCGUGAGCAGGCCUGGCACACUGAAGGAAUGGGGAAAUAAUACUAAAAAAAGAACACUACCACCAAAACUCUUUUUUGAGGUAAGAAAGGGGUAACGGUUGAAUUAUCUUGAGGGGAGCAGAGUGAAUGGCUCAGUCAGAUCCAUAGCUGUCAACUUUUCCCUUUUCUUGCGAGGAAUCCUAUUCGGAAUAAGAGAAUUUCGCUUACAAAAGGGAAACGUUGACAGCUAUGGUCAGAUCGCCCUGGAAGGAAGCAUGUUUUUAAGGGAUGCUACUUUGGGGAAGCUCAAUAGUUUUAAGGGUUGCCAAUCUUUGAAUCUCCCUCUGCAGCUACUGAUGUGCAUCAAGGUGAUCAGGUUUAUUCCAUGUUAUGAAAAAACCCUCCAGCUCAUUUCUGCAGAAAUGGGAGCAGUUUCCCCCCAGGUUCAUUGGCAACCCUACAGAGUAUACAUUUGGAAAUGAGUUGCUGUUUGCCAGACUUGUGCGUUGGGGUGCUGUGGGGUGGGAGGUUUGUGUGUGUGUGUGGUUGCGUGGGGCGUUGUUCAUCUUGGGUUAUUGGUUGCCAACUUACCACCAGUAUCACACGGCAGCUCAGUCUGCAUCAGUUGACCAUUCUACACAGGGGUUGCCUGCCAAUUUCAGCAGAUCAGAAAAGGCUCAAGAGCAGGCCGAGUGAAGGGGAUCUUUUAAACGUGCCAGUCUUUUAGUCAACAAAGAAAACCUGUAAUCAAACUGGAGAGUUUUUAGGAAUAUAUGCAAGGUGCUUUAAUCUAUGCAAGGUGCCUCAGUGAUCUUUUAUGAUUUCUGCUACCCUGACUGUGUUUUAUUUCCUUACAUUGUCAGUUUGUAUUUAGAGAUUUGAUACGAAUGUUAAUACUAUUUGUAGAGGAGCAGGGCAGGUUGUUGGGCUGGAUUUUAUGGUGUAGUAAUGGUAACUCCACCUUUUGCCAAAUAACUCAAGGCGGCUUUCCUCAAAUGAAAGCUGUGUUGAAUUCUUUGGCAAUAGGUAAGGUCAUAACUAUAAGGAAACAAACCUCUAUAGACUGGAGUAAGGCAGAGGGAUGGAGGAUGGGUGGGCGGACACAGAGAUAAAAGAACAAUAACUGAUGUCUCAUUUUUGUUCAUGGCACAAAUAGAUAAUAUAUAGAAGUGUAUUACAUUCUAUAUUCAGGUUCGGCAAAUUUAUAAAGGUUUAGAUUAGACUUUAUUUCCAGCUUUUCAGGGGACUCUGGUUUCAGAUAUUUGUAAAUAUCUGAUUAGCAGGACUCAGGGGCUCGGCUUUGUUGAUUGUGGCACUUGUGGAUUCUACCCCCCAGGGAAAUCCACCCAAUUCCAUCUCUGCUAAAACACUUAAAAACAAACAAACACAUCAGGCAUUUACUGCUUUUAUGCUGUCUCCUGGGCUUUAAACUUAUAAUGUCGCUGUGCUUUGUACUUUUGCCAUUUGAUUGACUUAAAAUUAGUGUUUUUAUUGUGGUUAUACUGCCUGGUUCAUUUUUUUUUAAAAAAACCCUAGGAACUCUUUCAGCCAGAAGACAGGAAUUCCCCAGGUGCCACAAUUCCCCAUCUCUGUAUCUCAUUGACACAAAGACGUUCCACCUAUUGGUUCAGUCUGCUGGACAGCUGUUAAAGGCAGCUUUAAAAAGCUGGCCACUUUACGCAAUUAAUGAUGCCAAUUGACCAAUGAGGAACUGUCCUUUUACUUUGUGUUUUUAGUGGCUGUGGGAUGUGUAGAACUUAGCAGAGGAGGUUUUGUGAUGCAUGGAAAUAAAAAUAUACAGUCUGCUACAGCAGCAGCUUCAAAAACUGGCAACUACCAACUCAGCAUUUGAUCAUUGUUAGAAAUCCUCAAGAAUUUUACUCUCUCUGGACUGCAAACUCUUCAGCUGACCCCCAGAGCUGCUGGCUGUACAUCAGCAGUUUGACUUGAAGCAGUUGUUGCCAGUUUAGAUUUUAAAAAGCUUUGUCUUCUAUAGCUCAAACUUAUGUUAAAGGGAGAGGAGCAUGGGCUAGGCUGUUGUUUUUCUGAUCACUAUGGCAACCCCUAUUCCAGGGGUCAGCAAACUUUUUCAGCAGGGGGCCAGUCCACUGAUCCUCAGACCUUUUGGGGGGGCAGACUAUAUUUUGAAAAAAUAUAUAUGAAGGAAUUCCUAUGCCCCACAAAUAACCCAGGGAUGCAUUUUAAAUAAAAGCACACAUUCCAUGCUGAUUCUCGGACCAUCCAUGGGCUGGAUUGAGAAGGCGACUGGGCCGCAUCCGGCCUCCGGGCCUUAGUUUGCCUACCCCUGCCCUAUUCCUUUCCUAGCUCCUCCUGAAGUCCACCUUCUUUAUAUCUCUUUUUUUAAAAAAGCACCUCGACACUUUCCCUUGAGAACGUGUUCCAGUCCUGGGCUCUUUGUCUCAGCUCAAAAGAUUAUCUUCAUAUGUAAUCUAAAGCUCCUUUCUGGGCAGUGCAAAGCAAUUCUGUCUCCUCUCAUUCUCUCUCUCUCCACACAUGCAACCUCCCAGAUAGAGCCUGAUAAGAAUUCCUCUCUUCUUUUCCAAACCAACUGCUGACAUACAGGACAUCCUUUUCCACAUGGCUUGGGGAAUAAAACAUUUCAAUGAUCAGCUAAACAAGAAGACGGGCAUACGUGUCCUAAAUGUGGUAGAAAUGGUUUUGAUGGUCUGGAAAACACACUCACAGCAGAUGUGCAUGGAAACCCAAUCCACCUUAGAAUGUUACAUUUGUUUUCAUCCUUGUGAUGUAACAUCUGUCUUCACCCUUACCAAAUAUCUUCAGACUGUUACCUCUCUCUUCAUUCCUACCUAGUGUUGUAUACAGGCACUGUGAUAGAGAGCUGACACCUUUAAGUUAAUGGACAUGAUGACGAAGGUCUAUUAAUUUCAGUGGCUGAGUAGAACUUGGUUAGAUACAACCCCCUAUUUUUCUGUACAGUGGUACCCCAGGUUAAGAACUUAAUUCAUUCUGGAGGUCCGUUCUUAACCCGAAACUGUUCUUAACCUGAGGUACCACUUUAGCUAAUGGAGCCUCCCGCUGCCAGAGCACGAUUUCUGUUCUCAUCCAGAAGCAAAGUUCUUAACCCAAGGUACUAUUUCUGGGUUAGUGGAGUCUGUAACCGGAAGCGUAUGUAACCCGAGGUACCACUGUACUUACAAUAGUUUUCAGACUUGCUUCUCUACAGGCUAUGUGUUUUUCACAGAUAUAUCAGCACAUUGCUGGAUUAUAGCAAGAUCCAUUCAGUCCAGCAUUCUGUCUCCUAAAUGGUUACCAGCCUCUCUCCGCCCCCUCUCUCCCCCUCCCUCUCUUCCCGUGUGUGUGUGUGUGUGUGUGUGUGUGUGUGUGUGUGUGCUUGUAUGGGGAUUUUCUGUCUGCUUUUCACCUUCAAGACUGGGGGUGCUCAAAGUGACCAACAAGGCAAAGCAUAUAAACUGAGAAUAAAAUAGUUAAAAAAUUAAAAUCCAAAUCUAAUCCACCAGGACUCUUAUUAUGCUCUUAUUUCCCUGAUUUUCCUCCCUAGGAUGGAUACUGCUGCCCCCCUCCCAACCGUGCCUUAUGACCGUGUGAGGGUCAACAUGGAGAGGGAAGAGGUUUUCCUGGAGCGCUCGGCCUUGCCCCUGGACCCCCGCCUCAUAAGUACCAUCACGGGAGGUGUGGAGGCCUCCUGCCGAGACUGCCUGCUUCCCUUUGGGCUGCUGAUGAGCAUCAUUGGCCUGGCUGCCACUGGUGUGGCUGGUGUCCGUGACCCUCCUGGCUCUGUGUUGUCUGUCCUGGGGUGGGUCUUGCUGGGGUCCGGGGUCUUGGGGGUGGCUGUCAGCUGCUUGUGGCAGCAGUACAGGAGCCGGAAGAGGUGUGGCAGCUGGACUCUACUGAUGGAGCCAGAAGCAAAGAAAGCGGUCAUAUGAAGACCUGAGACCAGAUUUAUCCUGUCAGCCAGAAGAACACUUCAGCAUGGAGUGAGAAUCCAACCCAAAAGGCUGUUUUUCAAGGAAAACCCAAUUUUGAACUGGUGACAGGUUCCAAAAUCCAUUGGAAAAUCUCAAUCCAAACCAGUCCAGGUUUUAUAAUCAGCCGGUUUCCACUUUGAACAAACGGCAACUGCAUUCUGGGGUUUUCAACCUAUAUAAAUUGGAAAUCCAUUCUGGGCCAUUUCUUACCCACGUUUCCCUUCUAGUCUGGACACAGUUGGGGCUACUCCAACCAUCCUUACCUGAUUCUGACACGGUAAGACUGCAAGAAGUGACAAUGUUUUGGAAACGCAUCGGAAUAAUGUCUUACCUUUUACGCUGUGCCAGCACUUGGCAACAAAGUCCUAGGCCUGGGUGAAGAAAAGGAUCCCUUUCCCAAUCCUAAUUCCUUGCAACUGACGAAGUGGAAUGCAGUCUACAAAACUUUACGUCUCUAUAAGUUCCUAGUCCUUAUGAGGCAUGAAGAAAAUCCAUUGCCCUCCACCAAAACCUCAUUCCUCACCAUUAUAAGGGCCAAUAAUUUGUUCACAUUUGUUCACAUCGGUAAGAUGACUUAUUCCUAGAAACCACACGCCUACCCCAAAAUUGAACCUCUCUGCUUUCUUUUCUUUCUUUUUAAAGCACGUUUCUAGUUCCCAAGUUUGCAAAUAUUGGCUGAGGUGGAUUUCCAUGGGUAAGAGAGGGUGGUGUAUUAGUAUCUUGUGUAGCUCUUUGCACUUCUCUUACUUACUGGAAGCGGAGUAUUGUAUUUUAGAAUUAUUUCUGGUGCAGAACGAGUUGGUAGAAUGCUUAUCCAGCCCUACUUGUGCCAUUCAAGACAAAGACAGAAAAUAUAUAUGCCUCUCUCUUUUCGUUGAACCCUGUUGGGUGCUCUCUGAUAAAGAAGGGAUAGCCUCCCUCCAAGUUUCCAUCUUCUCAGGGCAAAGCACACAACUGUAAGCAACCAAUUCCCUGCAAUGGUGCUUCCACUUCUGAGCCAUCUGCUCCUUCUGGCAGUAUAUUUUCCACACUGCAAAUCUGGGGAGCUGGUCAAGGCUCCAAGGAAGACCAGGUGAGAUGGUAAAUGUUUUUCUGGACUACUUCAGACUGCAAGGGGCGACUCACAUGCUCUUCUAGAAGUGGAGGGAGCAAAGGAAUUCCUGCACAUAGAAAAUUAGCCUAUCAAGAAGAAAAGUAGGUUAGAUCCUUUCCUUUCGCUAUAGAUUUCUAUGUGCAGGGCAUUCAGUCACGGGAGUCUUCAUUCCCAGUCUGAAGUGGUAUUGUCCAGUUUAGCAUACAAAUUACUGAAAACUGCAUCUUUAGACCUCGUACAAUCAAUUUGGCCCAGACCCAUCCAGCAAAGGCAAGGCCUCGAAGAGGAAAGGAAGGCCCCCGUUCCCAAACCCUGGACUGACUACGAGUGUAACUGCAGACAAUAUACUCUUGGUGGCUGGCUUGAUCUCGGCCAUCUCGGUGCCCAUGUAUAAACAGACCAAGCUUAUCACUCCGGCCCACGGUGCCACUCCUAGGUCAGGACAUUGUUCUGAGAGCAAGCCCCGGUUUCCUGCUAAUGACACACCCCAGGCAUAGUUGGGAGUUUGGUCUAGGAGCUGUCCGCUUUCAAAUUGCAUUAGGAAAGUCUCACACACACAUCCUAGAGUUCACCAAGUCACAACAUAGCAUAGUACAUUUUCAUCCCCACAUUAUGCACUCAGUCUCAACCAAAGUCCAUGUGCAGGUGAACAUUGCUUAGCCCAUGGCCAGUCUCACUGGAGUUUUGCCUAGACUUGCAAGAUGGUCCUAAAGGGAUGCCCUUUGCCCAUGCGCAGAUGCUAACUUUCCAGAGAUUAAGCGGCAUUACUACAACAUGUCAUUAAUUUUAUGCAUCCUGCCACAUUCCCUUCUAUAUUAUAUUUAGCUAUGCGCCUUAUUGCUUUUCCAUAAUCUAGUGAUUCGUUUAUUUUCAAUCAGCUUUAUGUAUUAUCCUUGGAAAGACACAGUUCAAAUACAUUUUGCAGCCGAAAGCAAAGGACAAGAUUUCUGUCACAACUACAUCCCCACAUGACACAUACAGAAGCUGAGUAAAAGGGGCUGGGAGACAGAGACAUUCAUGUGGGGAGGAGGUUUUCUCUUCUCUGAGGGAAAAGGGCCAGAGGAGGGGUUGAAGGAAAAGGCUGUGGCAAAUAACGCAGCCAUUUCCAGAGACAGAUUAGGUAUCAAGCAGAAAGCAAAGUCAGUUCCUGCUAGUUGACUGAUACAAGACCAAACUCUGCUUUCACCUGCUGCCAUGUUGUGAUUGGCUCUGUCCCUGCGGCACCAUUUAGUGGCUGAUGGGCCUCAGUAACUUUCAGCCUUCUCAAGUGGGCCCUGGGGGUAGAAAGUUUAAGAAGCCCUGACCUACAGGACAUAGCUGCGGCCUUUGGCCCUUCACUGCUUCACCACCGGCCAUGCAGUGCAAAACAGCCCACAGGGCGGUGGUCAUGCAAUAACUUCGGUUUGUUUGUUUUUGUCCGACAGAAACAUGCCAUGUCGAUUGUCAUGCCAAUGAAUAUUGUGUAUGAAGGUGCAUCUAACAUUUAUACCCUCUGAAGAUAUUUACUUUGAGUUGUAAAGGUAAAGCUGCAAGGCUGUUGCAUGGUUAAGCUGGGGGGAAAAGAGUACCUAUAUAUGGGUUUAGUGAUGUAAUGGUGGGAUAUUGAAUGAAAUAAAAUAUAUGAAUGAAUUCCUAAUACAGUGCUGCUGAGAAAAGGUCUUUUCCCCCUCCCAGAGGACUCUGUGCCAGAAUUGGGACUUCUGGAGAGAAGGGGGAACCCUCCUCCCCCAACUCUGGCUGCCCGCUCAAUUGUGGUGCCAGGAAGGGAGAUGGCAGGGCAGGAAAGAGGUCAGGACAUACGUCAGCCCAGGGCUUCAAAUAGCUAGCUGGGGUCAUUGGGAGGCCUGCCAAUUGCCUGCUGGGCCUAUUAGAUCACCUUGCUUUGGCUCAGCAAGCACCACAGAGCUCUAACAAAGAUAGCUAGAGCCACCUGUAAGGAUAGGUGGAUUUAGGGAAAUGCACUCACACCUGGCCCUAUGGCCAUAGCCAUCUCCUGAGAUCCAAUCACCUCAGUUGUGGACCUGCCAGAACCUCACAGCUUUCAUGCGGAAGGCACAUGCUAUACAGAACAGUGAGGUGUUUUAAAUCUGGAAGCUUCGCCGCAUUUCUCACCAGGGAAUCAACGUUGCAUGGACGGGUGAGGUUCAUGAAGCAUGCAUGCGAAUGCACAUCCAUUUCACACCAGGUCCGUCCUAUUUCCUGUUCGGUCCCCUCCCUUCUGCAGCUUGUUUUCCCCAAACAAGCCUUCCAUCAAUCUCAAGCAGGUACUUUGGGAUGUUCCUUUCCGAUUGCCCCACUCCCUACCCCACCCCACCCUUUUAAAGCAUGAGAAUAGUAGCAGCAGUGCUUGGACUCCAGUCCCAGGUUCAAAUCCCAGCAAUGAAACCUGUCAGCCUAGUUUCCUCUCUCAGGAUUGUUGUGGAGAUAAAAGCAUGAUAAGGAAAGGAAGCCCUGGACCACCAGCACUUCUUGGGAGAAAAGAAAUGCAGAAGAAUUUUGUAAAUAUAUAUAUAUAGGGCUAGUCUAGCCUCUUAUCAAGUCUUUCUGCGGCUUCUCCAACCACUAAAUGCAAGGGGAAAGGGAACAGAAAAGUUUGUGAAAAUAUUUGAUGCAACCCUGUGUCUACUUAGAUGUAGGUCCUGGUGAAUUCAGUUACUCUCAGGUAAGUGGAGCUAGAAUUGCAGCUUAUGCCUUCUCUCACCAGUGACUUUCCUAGCUUAACUACCGGAUUCUGCAGGCAGCAGCCCAUCAUUGUUUUUGCCUGCAUCGUUGCUCUCUCACACGACGACGCUCUGAACGAGCACAAAGUGCAAUGAUCAUUCAGCAGCCAGCUCUUAUAUUUGAGGCAGAGACAUUAACACAAGAGCUGGUUUUCAAGUGCUUCUAAGCCUCACCUUAGAAUAAAAUUCAUUGGUAUUCAUCUAUCCCUUGGGACAAGAAAAAAUGGAUGUGUACUGGGUGGGAACAAGGAGUUUUCUUAGCUCUAAACUGCCAUCUGUUGGUCAUUGUCAAGGCAAUUAAACAAGCAUCUGUAAAUCACCUCCAUGACCCCCAAUAGUGGACAUGGAGACU
Molecule: messenger RNA, 8341 nt
Organism: Podarcis lilfordi (Lilford's wall lizard)
Lineage: Eukaryota; Metazoa; Chordata; Lepidosauria; Squamata; Lacertidae
Source: the annotation of a GenBank genome assembly